Molecule: messenger RNA, 2381 nt
Organism: Ornithorhynchus anatinus (platypus)
Lineage: Eukaryota; Metazoa; Chordata; Mammalia; Monotremata; Ornithorhynchidae
Gene: CASTOR2
Product: cytosolic arginine sensor for mTORC1 subunit 2
Exons: 9
Coding region: 27-1025 (332 amino acids)
Biological process (GO): negative regulation of TORC1 signaling; cellular response to L-arginine
Cellular component (GO): cytosol
Source: RefSeq, a predicted model, not a curated record
CCCCCUCCCCAUGAGCCGCGGGGCCGAUGGAGCUGCACAUCCUGGAGCACCGGCUCCGGGUGGCUAGCGUGGCCAAGGCCGGCAUCCACCUCUUCACCCACGGGCUCCUCAAACUCGCCUUCCUCCCCGCCCGCACCCGAUGCAAAUUCUUCAGCCUGACGGAAACCCCGGAGGAUUACACCGUCAUCGUGGAUGAGGAGGGCUUUCUGGAGCUCCCGGCGUCGGAACACCUGAGCGUGGCGGAGGCCACCUGGCUGGCCCUGAACGUGGUGUCCAGCGGCGGCGGAGGCUUCUCCGGCUCCCAGCCCAUCGGCGUCACCAAGAUCGCCAAGUCGGUCAUCGCCCCGCUGGCCGACCAGAACAUCUCGGUCUUCAUGCUGUCCACCUACCAGACGGACUUCAUCCUGGUCCGCGAGCGGGAGCUGCCCUUCGUGACGCACACGCUGGCGUCCGAGUUCACCAUCCUGCGAGUGGUCAACGGCGAGACGGUGGCGGCCGACCUCCUGGGCACCAUCACCAACGGCUUCGCCAAGCCCAAGCUGGUUCAGAGACCGGUCAUCCACCCGCUGUCCAGCCCCAGCAAUAUGUUCUGCGUGACCAGCCUGGACCCCGACACGCUGCCCUCCGUGGCCACUCUGCUCAUGGACGUCAUGUUUUACUCCAAUGGAGUGAAGGAACCGGUGGUCGGCAACGAGGAGUGCGGCCACAUCCGCUUCUUCUCCUUCUCCCUCAUCGAGGGCUACAUCUCCCUGGUCAUGGACGUGCAGACCCAGCAGCGGUUCCCCAGCAACCUGCUGUUCACGAGCGCGUCGGGCGAACUCUGGAAGAUGGUCCGGAUCGGCGGGCAGCCGCUCGGCUUCGAUGAAUGCGGUAUCGUGGCCCAGAUUUCUGAGCCCCUGGCGGCCGCGGACAUCCCAGCCUACUACAUCAGCACCUUCAAGUUCGAUCAUGCACUGGUCCCCGAAGAGAACAUCAACAGCGUCAUUAACGCCCUCCAAGUCAGUCAGGCCGAGCAGCAGCGUUAGACGGGCCUGAGCCCUCACCUCCUCCUCCUCCUCCUCCUCCUCCUCCUCCAGUGCUCCCCUUCCCCACGCCCCCGGCCCCUCAUCGCCCCCCGGUCUCCCCUUUCUUGCAGUGGAGCAGGUGCACGGCCGCAGCGGUUGCGGGGCGGCAGGGGGCUUCUCCGGGCCCUGUGGCCGGCGACCCGGCCGACCCGUGCCGCUGCGGGGCCCGGGAGGGGGUCGGACCAUCCCCGAGAAAGCGGAGGACUCACACUCGACACUACUCUCUGAGGAGACCCCACCCCGGAGCCCCUCCGGUCCCCCGGAGGGACCCUUCCCCGAAAAAGCGGGGGACUCACACUCAACACUACACUCUCUGCGGAGACCCUACCCCGGAGCCCCUCUGGUCGCCCGGGGGGACCCUCCCCAACCUCAGCCCACACUCCUCACACUGGGGAGGGGGCCCCCCCCGCCACUCCCCAGCUCUGCCCCUCUCCAGGAGGGGUGCUGAGGUGGAGCCUCGUGGCUCGGAGACCAUUGAUUGCCAAUGUGGAGGGGCAAAGGAUAAGCCCCCCCGGGCCUAGGCCCCGUACGGAUGUCCCCCACCGCGGGGUUUCUAGGCCCCGCUGCCUGAUCGGGGCAAGGAGGGGGCGCCUGAACGACAGGGACUCGAUAUUGGGUGGGGGUCUCCCGGGGCCUAGCGCUAGGACGGCCCGGACGGACAUGCCUUCCGAGCCCCUGGACGUCCCCCCUCCCCAACUCCCAAGGGACCGGCAGGAACCUCGAUGCCCCCCGCCGCCCCAGGCCGUUCCCGCCCGGACCCCCGCCCCGAUGCUGGGGCAGGGGCGGGGGCGGUCCUCCGUUCUCCGAGCCUUCGUCAAUUUGCACAAAAUUCAGAAAGAACCAAAACUGUAAGUUGCUUCUUCGUUCCUUGAAGGGGCGGGGGGUCUCAGGGGGUCUCGGGGGGACCUACAAGACCACAGCAUCCGGGGACUUGGGGCCCACCCCCACACCUUCACACCUUGGCACGUGGAGGCCGGGGCGGCUUCCCGCCGCCCGGAUCUUCGGGCCUUCUAGACUUCCCCGGGACUCUUCACUCCCCGAACCCUCCGCCCCAAUUCCCCGCUCCUUCUCUGGGAAGAAGAAGGAAAGAAAGAAAAAGAGCCGAAUUCCCGGCGUUUCCCCAAACCCUCCUGUGCAAGUGCGAGAGCGCGUGCGUGUGCGUGAGACCCCCCCCCCCCCCUCCACGUCUAGGACUGUUGCACUGCGCUCGCCGCGGUCCGGACCGGCUGUACCCACCUAUAAAUACCCGUGUUUUAUGUUUCUAUAGAUAUAUACUGUAUAGAGCAUAUCUACUUGAGCAAUAUAUAUGUUACUAUA